AUGGACGCCUCCAGCCUUCCCACGUCUGUGGAGCGUAAUGAAAACCUUAUGGAGGUCGUCGAAUCCCUCCAGUACCUAAAUGGAGUCACCGCGGACUUGUCGCCUUGGAUAAAUGAACGUGUCAAAGAAUUGCAGGAUCGCGCUCAAGCAUGCUUCGCUCCCUACGAUACAGACAUCCAUGAGGAGCUCGCAUUGUACCAGGACUUUCUUAGCCUCAAGAACAAUGUCCACGAGUUCACAAAUUACCGCCACUUUCUGUGGCGACUUCAAGAGGCUGAUACACGCAACUUACUCGGUACCUAUCUCUCAGGUCGACUCUGGGCCCAGGAGUGGUAUCCGAACAUGCCUGUCCCACACGGCUGUGAGUACUGUUGGAACUGGCACACUAGUCGCGACCAAGAACUGGAAUGUGAGUUCCUCUUCGAUCCUCUGGAGAAAAUCUUCCAGGCUUACUUCCUCGAGCGAGCUCAAACCAACGAGUGGGUUGCAAAGGCCAUGAUUGGACGGACAGACGAACCCCAGCCACGGUCCCCCAUUGACGACUACUUGGUGCGGGUUUCUAACUACAGCCUGUACCACAAUCAUCCUGACGAUGGAUGGGAUAUCGAGCGAAUCUACGAUGUCUUGCUCGAGACAGAUAGGCGCGCGAGCGGCCUCCAUAUGAACUGCCGCGAGUUCCUCCACAUGGGUUGGGACAAGACGGUGGAGAGAAUCGACAGUGACGGCGACACCGCUCUAGCGCGCGUCCGCGGUAUGCUCAGCAACGCCCAGGCCAAGGAGCUCAUGCAGGCGAUACACUACGAUGGUAGGAUGUACUACGUCGCAUCAUUCUAUCUCGACUACGAUGGCAGGUACCUCGACCAACAGCCCCGCCAAUGGGUCAUUGAUGCCCUUGCUACGAACCCGCCCGGGCCGUGGGGUACCGGCGUCCCCUGGAAACGGAUCCUGACCGUCGACCGCUUCUGGCCUGUGUUCGAGGUCGACGAUAGGGGCAACGUCUUGGCGUGGUGCCAGUUCAUCGAGACUGGUCGCCGCUGGAAGAGACGUUGGGUCGGCACGCUCGACGGUGACUGGGAACUGCAGUCCAUCGUGGAGAACAAUAUGCGGAAUGAGUGGGCUUGGUCGGAAGCUGACAUCAUACAACAUAACGAGCUCCUUCGCAAUCGCAGGAUGAGGAUGAGCGGUAGCGCGGGGACCCUGGUGCAUGAGUACCAGUCCGACACUGGUGAUGCUCAGAAUGAAAGUCUGUAUGAAGCCGAUGAUGAGGCUGGUUACGACGGGUCUGACUACAGCGAGCCCGUCAAAGGCGAGCCCGGCCAUAGCGAAUCUGGCAAGAGCGAAUCUGGCCACAGCGUCCCUUGCAACGGCAAGCCUGGAAAAGGUAACCCUGAAGAAGGCGAACCCGGAAAGGACGAGCCUGUCCACGAUCAUGAUGAAGUUAUUGAUCCUCGUGGCGAAGAAGUAUUCGGCGAUGAGUCUCAUGACGUGGAUGAGGACAUUUCUCUGGGUAACUUGAGCCAUAACCUGGCUGUUGCCGAGCUAUGUCACCACUUCCGUGAUAGAGAGCGCAUGAGUCCUCGGGACAGCGAUGACGAGAGCAUAGACGUCUCGGUGGACUUCGAUGCAGAGCCAUAUCACACCAGCACUACGGACAGUGGAAGUGAGAGCGGGUAUGAGAUCGUUGAGGAUCAACCGGCUCCUAUUGAGAUCGAUUAUGAGAUCUUGGAUGAUCGACCAGGGAUGUGA
Colletotrichum orchidophilum is the source of this 1746-nucleotide messenger RNA. RefSeq lists its product as uncharacterized. The record is from RefSeq and is a predicted model, not a curated record. The transcript has a single exon. The coding region runs from base 1 to 1746 and encodes 581 amino acids. NCBI's taxonomy places the organism in Eukaryota, Fungi, Ascomycota, Sordariomycetes, Glomerellales, Glomerellaceae.